CUUGAACGUCUGAAUUCUCUACCCUUGUGAUGUCUCUAAAAGCUUAUCGCUUCUUACCGCCGUCACAUAUUUUUUAACCUUCAACAAGCUUAACUCUUACACUCGCCUUUGAUUCAGGAACUCUGGUUUGGCCAACCCGUCGUUUUGAAUAUAGGCAACAAUAUCAUUAUCAACACUACAACUAUGUCAACUACUCGUUACCGAACCCAGUCUCGUGCACGUCAAGCGCCUAACGACCAAUCGACCCUGAACGCGAAGACAGCCUUGCUGCCUCGCGCUAAUAGUGAGUCCUCUCUAUCUACCAUCUCUGCCCCUCCGGGGGAAGCAACGCCACAGGCGCCUUCCCCUGCGUAUUCUGUUGACACCCCCAUCCGCUUGUAUAGCGAUGUGGUGUUGACGCGUAUUCCCUCGAUGCCUGGCGCACUCGAGGCGACCCCUAUCGGGGCGUUGAAACCUUCAGGUCCGAAGCCCAGAAAGUCGGCUUUGGCAAGGGCAGACACCAUAGAAACAUCUGUAAACUCAGAAGUCAGUAGAGAAGAAUAUAAGAGACCCAGGGUCACCUUUGAUCUGCACGAUGAGUCUGAUCUAACGUCCAGUGAGAAAUCCACCGAGUCUGGUGACGACCAGCCUAGCGAAUGGACAAACAUUCAAGGGAAGCACGGGAAAAGAGUCCCGUCACACGAAGCCUCCGAAGAGAGGCGAGCUUCCUCUGAGUUGAGCCAGGAACAAGAAAACCUGGUAAAGUUAGCGGAGAAUGAGCUAACUGAAAACAAUCGUGAGGGUACCUCCCGGGACAAGGGAAAAGCUCCUGACCCCCGAAACUGGGGUGAUGUCGAGCUAGAAGACGGAGAAGUGGACCUUGACGCCCAAAGGGCGGCACUAGAGACCUUCCGUCUGGCCCGAGAGUACGAGGAAGCCGAGCGUGAGGAGCAAUGA
Messenger RNA from Suillus discolor, 936 nucleotides. RefSeq lists its product as uncharacterized. Bases 184 to 936 code for a protein of 250 amino acids. NCBI's taxonomy places the organism in Eukaryota, Fungi, Basidiomycota, Agaricomycetes, Boletales, Suillaceae. The record is from RefSeq and is a predicted model, not a curated record. The transcript has 2 exons.